Molecule: messenger RNA, 1375 nt
Organism: Prunus dulcis (almond)
Lineage: Eukaryota; Viridiplantae; Streptophyta; Magnoliopsida; Rosales; Rosaceae
Exons: 6
Coding region: 308-1006 (232 amino acids)
Biological process (GO): protein desumoylation
Cellular component (GO): nucleus
Molecular function (GO): deSUMOylase activity
Source: RefSeq, a predicted model, not a curated record
AACGAGGCUACUGCCACGGUUCGGAAACCAGAUGGUGAAGGCAAAGGGUGCAGACUUAAGCGGGCUGCGACACCAUUGUUGAGUCCAUUCACCGAUCCCUCCAGGAAAAAGAGGAAGGUUACUGAUUUGCAUGCACAGACACCUCAGCCCCGUUUUGAUCCAACAAAACCCGUGGCCAUGGACGAUGUGAAGGCUAUCAUACAACUUUGCAGGGCUUGGAAAACUGACAUCAGUGCGGAGCUGGAGCUCGAACCAUUUGAAGUUGGGGCAGAUUUUUUUUUACAAACUGUUAGAUGAAACUGCAUGGAUGAGCUCGAGGCACCUUGACAUGGCCAUGUUUCUAAUACGCAAAAGACAACUCUCUCAUCCGCAACUAUUUGGAAGGGAGUGGACAACCGCCGAGUUUUGUCUGCAGCAAUUUUUACAGCCGUUUGCAAUGCCAAGUGGGAAACGAGUCACGAGGAAACAAUCUGCUGCAAGCACCGUUCACCCUCCCCCUAACUACCUCAAAAAUGUACACCACUUUGUCAAUGGGUCAUGGCAACAUGGGUAUGCGCAAGCAUGGACGAAAGUGCGCAAGGUCUAUCUCCCGUAUAAUGUUCGACAGUCCCAUUGGGUGGCAGUAGAAGUCGACUUUGUGCGACAUACUGUCACUGUCUAUGACUCGUAUUCUGAUUUUACCUCCAACAGUAUGCUUGUCCGAUUCAUGGAGCCUAUUACCCAUACGCUUGCAAAGGUGCUGCAUGAAAUGAGGUUUUAUGAGAAAUCGGAGGUUGAAGCGGUGAAGAGAAAGGGGACUGACAUGUCAAACUUUAACCCAUUCACAAUUUGCAGAAUUUCCGAUGUUCCUCAACAAACUGAUGGUACUUCAUGUGGCAUUAUGACAGUCAAAUUUAUUGAGUACCUUAGUGCCGGCAUUCCUUUACAUACCAUUGACCCAUCGAAGUUUGGCUACUACCGAUUGAAGCUUGCAAUCGAGGCUUUGAGGGGGGAGGCCUAUGUAUGAGGUGGUCCUUCCAGCUUCAUACCCAUAUUGACAUCUCAGAUUCUGUACAUGGAUGUGAAAGAAGUUGCAGGCUGUUUUGUCGUAUUGUGAAUCUUGAAACUGCCUAAGCAGUUUUUGCGUAACAUGGCACAAUUUUUGACAUUUUGCUCACCACGCGAUAAAGUGGGGUGCUUUUGUAGUAGGUUGCAGGGUGUUAUUUAUGUAACGGAAUUCAACUGUACUUGUCUUCCAUGGUAGAAGGGCUGUAUUCACUUUCCUUUGUUAGAACUAAUUGUUGACAUUCUGUGCUUAAGAAAUUCCUGUAAAUCCAUAAUUUGGCACACGUUGCAGCGAAAUGCAAUUUUUUGGGGCCACCCACAUUGUAGCUUU